AUGGCUCUGCUGGAACUAUUUUUGCUGGUUGCAGCAUUUGGUCUAUUCUUUUUGGUGAUUGUCAAACCAUCCCAAAAUGUAAAACCAACAACAACAACAAAAUCCACCAAAACUUCUUCUAAUAAAAAUACCAGUCAACAACAACAACCCUCAAAGAAAAGCUCAAAUCAUCAUACUAACAAUCUUAACAAAUCAACAACAAAAAACCCAUCAAAAAGACCCCCAGCAUUGGCAACCCAAGGACUUCCACUCCCAUCUCAAUCACAAAAACAAUACUACCAAUAUCAAAAUAAUAAUAACCAUCCACAAACAAACCCUUCAUCCUCCUCUUCUCCAUCUGCAAGAACCCUCUUCUCAAACGAUACUUCUGCUUCAACUCAACAAUCAUCUCUCCCUUCUUCAUCCAAACAACGAUCCUCUUACUCUUCUUCUUCUUCUUCAAAAAAGCGUAGGUCUCGAAAUAGUACUUGUACAACAAAUAAUGAUGCCCUGAUUAUUCCUAAAAAACCUGCAGCUCAUCAAUCACAUGCUCCUGCAGCUUCGGUUCCUGUUCAGGCUCCAACUCAGGUCCCAACUCAGGUCCCAACUCAGGUCCCAAUUCAGGCUCCAGUUCAGGUCCCUGCAUCUCGCAAAUCCACCUACAUGCCAUCAGGUCCUAACCAAAUCAACAAUAACAGCAACUACUACUACCCCCCAAGACCAAUGUCCACAAGUUACUACUACUACCCAUCCCCUCGGAUCCCAGUCCCGUCCCAAACUUAUCACCAACAACAGCAACAAAAACAAUAUCAACAAUAUCAACAAUAUCCUCCCCAUAAUGUCUUCCCAAACCCCCCACAGCUCCAACUCCAACAACAAACUCAACUUACUCAUAACCCACACUUGUCAGUCUCAAGAAACUUUAAACUUGCUCGCGACCUUUCAAGCGUACCUAGCGAUGACUCGGGUGACGAUGAUGACGAUGAUGAAGACCUCAGUAUUUCAGGUGAUCCCUUCCAACCAUUGGUAACAGCCCAACAAAAUCCUUCAUCUUCAGCUCCUACCUGGGAUCCCAGCGGUCAACGCCUUCCAGGCCUUUUUGUGCGGCGUGACAACAAUCCUCUUCAGCCCCAACCUACUACUAAUUUUAAUACUAAUACCGUACCUCCACCACAAACUACAAACCCUUACCCAACUAAACCCGAAUCUGUCCAACAAUACCUCUCCAGGCAUGCCAGAGACGCCGCGCAGGUCGCUUCGCCUCUAGACAACCUGCUGGCCCAACACUCCAAACACAUGCGCCCCCCCUCAGUCCCCAAAAUCAACCCUUCAAACGACUUCCCUACCCUCGCAGCCCACGGGCUCUACGUGCACGACGUCGAUGGCGAUGGGAACUGCCUUUUCCGCGCUCUAAGCGACCAAUACUACGGCGAUGGCGGUAAACAACAUGCUACUGUCCGUGCAACAGCCGUCAACUACAUGGCCACGCACCCAGACGAGUUUGUAUUUUUUGUGGUUGACGAAACUCUAGACCAGCGACUUAAACGUAUGGCCCAACUUGGAGUUUUUGGUGAUCAGGCUGAGAUUGUGGCCUUUGCUCGGGCCACCAACAGAAAUAUUACCAUCCACCAGCGCGACACGCCUCCGCUCUUGGUGCGGGCCAGCGAGGACGGUGACGAGUCUCGAGAAAGCAUGCACAUUGCAUAUCAUGCGUGGGAACACUAUUCAUCAGUCCGUAGAAUCGGAGGCCCAUACACUGGUGCACCAGAAAUCCGCGUGAGGUUCAAACUAGACUCGGGCAAUGACCAAGUGCUAACCACACAGCGUGCGCAACGCAAGAAGAAUCGAAUCGAUGACGCUGUACGUAUGAUUACAGAUUCGCUGCCGUAUAUUGCAUCAGAAGCCACUGUACGCCGGCGGUUAGCAGAGCACAAUAAUGAUGCCGAUGCGACUUUAGAAACCAUGUUGUGCGAAGAUCCUGAGGAGGAUGAAGAAGAAGAAAAAGAAGAAAAGGGGAAUCUGAAACAUCAGCAGCAAUUUGCAAUGCUCAAAGAUGAUGACCCCGCCAUAUUGCUUGAAAAACCAUUGCCUCCACUUCCUGAAGAGUAUCCAUCACAACCUCCACCACGGACGUCGUCUCUGGGGGGUAGUAGCAGCGGGCGGAGUAACGGUGGAGCAGCUGGGCAACCGAAGAAGUUAAGUGCACGUGAAAAAAAGGAACGACAAAAGGCAGCUCGCAAAGAACGGCGGAAGCUGGAUCAAAGUGGUGGUGGCAAUGUUGAGAUGAAGAGUAGCCGUGCUCUGGAUGAUGCUUCGAUCCGAGUGAUUGCUUUGUAA
Magnusiomyces paraingens is the source of this 2316-nucleotide messenger RNA. RefSeq lists its product as uncharacterized. NCBI's taxonomy places the organism in Eukaryota, Fungi, Ascomycota, Dipodascomycetes, Dipodascales, Dipodascaceae. The transcript has a single exon. The record is from RefSeq and is a predicted model, not a curated record. Gene Ontology annotation, biological process: protein deubiquitination. Gene Ontology annotation, molecular function: cysteine-type deubiquitinase activity. Bases 1 to 2316 code for a protein of 771 amino acids.